AUGUCAGAAGAAGACUCAAGCCAUGGGAUGGCCCGCAACGCUGGACCUGAUGAGAAAACGUUGCAGGUGUUGAGGGACAUGGCCAACCGCCUGCGAAUCAGCUCCAUCAGGGCCACAAGUGCCUCAACCACUAGCCAUCUCACACUAUGCAGCAGUGCUGCCAAGAUCAUGUCUGUGCUGUUCUUCUACACAAUGAGAUAUAAACAGGCAGACCCAGAAAAUCCAGACAAUGACUGAUUCAUCCUUUCAAAGGGACUACCAUUUGUUAAUAUGGCAACAGGAUGGCCUGGGCAAGGACUAGGGGCUGCCUGUGGGAUGGCAUAUACUGGCAAGUACUUUGACGAAGCUAGCUAUCGGGUGUUCUGUCUUCUGGGUGAUGGGGAGUCCACAGAAGGCUCUGUCUGGGAGGCAUGAGCCUUUGCAUUCUAUUACAAUCUGGACAAUCUUGUGGCAAUAUUUGAUGUGAAGCACAUUGGACACACUGGCUCCAUGUCCGUUGAGCACUGCAUUGCUGUCUACCGGAAGCAUUGUGAAGCCUUUGGGUGGAAUACUUACAUAGUAGAUAGCCGUAAUGUGGAAACCCUAUGCCAUGUGUUCUUACAGGUAGCUCAAGUGAGAGGCAAGCCCACUGCUGUGAUUGCCAAGACCUUCAGGGCCCGAGGCAUGCCAAAUAUUGAGGAUACAGAAAGUUGGUAUGGAAGGCCAAUGCCAAAAGAAAGAGCAGAUGCAAUUAUCAAAUUAAUUGAGAGCCAGAUAUAGACCAACAGGAUUCUUGUACCACCAGCUCCUAUUGAAGACUCACCUCAAAUCAACAUCAUGGAUAUAAAUAUGACCUCACCCCCUGUUUAUGUAGCUGAUGACAUGGUGUCUACUCAAAAAGCAUGUGGUUUGGCUCUGGCUAAAUUAGGCCAUGAAAAUGACAAAGUUAUUGUGCUGGAUGGUGACAAGAACUCCAACUUUUCUGACGUAUUCAAGAAAGAACAGCCAGAGAGAUUCAUCCAGUGUCAUAGUGCUGAACAAAACAUGGGGAGUGUGAAUGUGGCUCUGGGCUGUACCACCCGUGACUGAACCAUUGCUUUUGUUUGCACCUUUGCUGCCUUUUUCACCCAAGCAUUUGAUUAGAUACACAUGGGAGCCAUCAUCAACCUUAUUGGUUCCCAUUGUGGGGUAGCUAUUGGUGAUGACAAUCCCUAUCACAUGGCCCUGGAAGAUCUGGCCAUGUUCCAAGCAAUUCAAUGUGCUGUUUUCUAUCCAAGUGAUGCCAUCUCCACAGAGCAUGCUGUUUAUUUGGCAGCCAAUACUAAGAAAAUGUGUUUCAUUUGUACCAGCCAAGCAGAAACUACAGUUAUUUACACCACUCAAGAAACCUUUCAGAUUGGACAGGCCAAGGUUGUCCAACACAAUGACAAUGACAAGGUCACAGUUAUUGCAGCAGGAGUCACUCUGCAUGAAGCCAUAGUGGCUGCUGAUGAGCUCUCUAAAGAAGAUAUCUCCAUCCGUAUCAUUGACAUUUUUACCAUUAAACCUCUGGACACUGCCACAAUAAUUUCCAGUGCAAAAGCCACAUCUGGCCGAAUUAUCACUGUGGAGGAACACUACCCAGAAGGUGGCAUUGGGGAAGCUGUCUAUGCAGCAGUCUCCAUGGAGCCUAACAUCAUAGUUCAUCAGCUCCCAGUGACAGGGGUGCUUCAGAAUAGGAGAUCCAGUGUAGCACUAGAUUUUUCUGGACUCAGUACCAGACACAUCAAUGUAGCUGUGAAAUGCAUCUUAAUGAAUUAA
Messenger RNA from Onychomys torridus (southern grasshopper mouse), 1779 nucleotides. It is a transcript of the gene Tktl1, whose product is annotated as transketolase like 1. The record is from RefSeq and is a predicted model, not a curated record. NCBI's taxonomy places the organism in Eukaryota, Metazoa, Chordata, Mammalia, Rodentia, Cricetidae. Gene Ontology annotation, molecular function: transketolase activity; thiamine pyrophosphate binding.